Messenger RNA from Menidia menidia (Atlantic silverside), 923 nucleotides. The record is from the annotation of a GenBank genome assembly. Lineage: Eukaryota; Metazoa; Chordata; Actinopteri; Atheriniformes; Atherinopsidae.
UGAUAUUUAAGCCACUGGCAAACUCUCUCCCCAUCCAUCUCUGCCUUGGCUCUGUCCCCUGCACUUCUUUAAAGACAAAGGAGGCCCUCCAUCAGCACUCAGCAUGUCUAAGGAGCCCACUUCCAACCUGGAGAGUGCCAUGCAGAUGCUCAUCAAGACCUUCCACAAAUACUCGGGCAAGGAAGGCGACAAGUACACUCUGAGCAGGGGGGAGCUGAAGGAGCUGCUACUAGAGGAGCUGGGCAGUUACCUGGGGCAAGGAUCCAAAGACAACGAAGCGGUUGAGAAGGUGAUGAACGACCUGGACGCCAACAACGACGGGGAGGUGGACUUCACCGAGUUCAUCAUCCUGAUGGGGGCCCUCACGGUGGCCUGCAACGACUUCUUCCUGGAGUACAAAACAGAUGACAAGGCGAAAGACGCAGACACAGCCGGGUCAGCAGAGAAGAAAGAUUAAGGCCUGUGCAAGAGAAGAAGAAGAGAAACAAGGGGGUGGAGGUGUUUGGUGGGGGAAAGCUGUAAUCUCUAUGGUUUUUUGUCCUCAUGUAAUGUUCAAGCGCUAAAAUCACACACUGCACAAGAUGUUCACACUCAUUCAGGUGAAGUUGCACUGGCCUAAACCCAGUGAGUGAUUUACAUUAACAACAGGGUACAUCUCAAGAACUUUCCCCUCACUUUAGCAGCUUUGACAUUUUUGUGGGUGAAGACGUAAAUGGAGAAAUAGAGGGCUUUUGCAGAGAUGGAUAUUUGAGCUUUUUCUUGCACACAAAUAAUUUAUUGACAUAUUUAAAGUUUUAGCUCACCUUAUAAAUGAAUGUAGCCAGUGUUGAAAAAUAGGAGAUCUUGCACCUAUUUUGUAAUAUAUGGAGGUAACCAGUGCUUCAGAAUAUUAAAAAUGGUAUUAAACAGCAACUUUUCUGGUG